Molecule: messenger RNA, 1092 nt
Organism: Apaloderma vittatum (bar-tailed trogon)
Lineage: Eukaryota; Metazoa; Chordata; Aves; Trogoniformes; Trogonidae
Gene: STN1
Product: oligonucleotide/oligosaccharide-binding fold containing 1
Exons: 9
Coding region: 1-1092 (363 amino acids)
Biological process (GO): telomere capping; nucleotide-excision repair; double-strand break repair via homologous recombination
Cellular component (GO): CST complex; chromosome, telomeric region; site of double-strand break
Molecular function (GO): single-stranded telomeric DNA binding
Source: RefSeq, a predicted model, not a curated record
AUGGAGUCUGAGGGUGAGAAGUAUGAAGAGGAGACACCUUCUCUGUACUGGGGGAUGGAUCCUGUAUUUUCUGCAUUUGCAAGGCUGUAUAUUAAAGAUAUAAAAGAAAUGAGAGAAUCUAAGCAAGUGCCAGGUAUAUUCUUUUAUAACGGACAUCCAGUGAGACAGGUGGAUGUUGUCGGGAUAGUGAUUCUAAAGAAAGAGCGAGAUGCCUUUUAUAGUUACGGAGUGGAUGAUAGUACUGGUGUUAUAAAUUGCAUCUGCUGGAAAAAUCCCAUGAUAGCAGAAACAUCUUUAUCAGGUCUUCCAAGCACACACAGCAGUCUUGCUGUGCUUGAACAGAUGAAGAAACUCCAAGAAGUGGUGAGCCAGAAAACCAAGCUGGAGAUCGGGGAUGUUGUCAGAGUCAGAGGUCACAUCCGAACCUACAGGCAAGAAAGAGAAAUUCAGGCUUCAUGUUUUUAUAAAGUAGAUGAUCCUGUGUGUGAUGUUCAGAUUUCAAGAAUGCUGGAGCUCCCCUGUCUCUAUAGAGAAGUUUAUGAUAAACCUUUCCAAAGCCCUCAGGAGGGACAGAGUGGCCUGGAGGGUCAGAAUUUCUCAGUCAAUGUGCUGCGUGAGAAAGUGAAAGGCUUUCUAUUAGAAAACAAAAUUCAGACCUUUUACCAACAGGAGUUGGAAACGAUUGAUACUCUGGUGUCACUGGCUGGUGUGCAUCUACCCGGUCCCAGCUGUCAGGAGGUGAAGUCAAAAAGUGACUCCAGUUCCAAAAGGAUUCACAGUGUUUUUAAGGAAGCAAUAAGGAUGCUGCAAGAAGAAGGGGUGGUUUUCCAGAAACCUAGUAGCUCUAAGGAUUUAUACCAUGUGACUGACCAUGAUAAGGAGCUGCUUAAAGUGACCCUUGAUGUGAUUAAAGAGGACUGUCAAAAACCCAGGCAUGCUGAAAAAGGCUGCCAUUUCCUUCAUGUCCUGACAUGUGUUCGGCAGAGCUACAACCCAUCUCUGGCUGAAGUGGUGAUGCACCGUGUCUUGGAACUGCUGGAGAGUAACAGUGAUGUUGUCAGCACUAUGGAAGGAUAUUAUGUGGUGUUUUAA